CGAAAGUAGUCGAGAUAAUCUCUGACGUUGCGAAUGGCUGUCUCGAAGAAGUCGGCCUGUAUCCUGGGAUUUUCCAACAUAUUACCGAGCUUGAAGAGCGCAACAAACAUCUUCACGCCGACAACGCGAAGUUGUGGAGAGACAAUCAAACGCUUGCCCGCAUGGUAGCCCAACAACGAGAUCGCCUCGCAUUCACGACCAUGGCAGAUGCGGACAAGAUCCAAUAUAUCGAGCAACUACAGAUGCAGCUCCAACAACUCAAAUCGGAGCGGGUCGCGAUCAUCCACAGGGACGAUACUAUUUUACGCGGAAUGAGUGCAGAUCAAGCCUACCAGCUGGUAUUUGCGGAACUCCAGACCGCCAAGCAGCAUCACCAAUCGGCGAUGGCUGAGAUUGUACAUUUGAGGAAUUUGCUGGCUAUGUAUAGUCAAACUAAGGCGUUAGCUGACGCUGAGAAAGCUAUGAUCAAAGCCUCGUCCCAGCCUUCGCCAUCAACAGCAGGACCUUCAGUGCAUACCAAGUCGGUCGUACAGUCACCCGCACAUCACUUUGCGCCAAUCUCCCAAACUUCACGUAGAGCAUCCGAAGGAUUCAACUUCGAUAAUCCAGUGAUGGGACGAGCUACCGAGUCUGGCAGGCGACAGAGCAUGCCCGCGGCCGUGCAAGGCAAACCUAUCAGCACGGCACAACCCGGGUUCUUCAGUGCAACGUCUGCGAUGCCAGGGCCUACUUCGACUGCGCCAAAUCAACUUCAACCGCAGGUACAAACCACACAACCCUCAGCACUGCGCACGAUCGACAGCGAUGUAAACAGAGUUUUUUCUAUUUCGUCGGCCCCGACCAGUGUACCUCAGCUUUCCUCUGCCCCCGUGCCUAUCGGCCCUGAAUCAACGCAUCCGCCGCGUUCCUCGUCUGUCGUAUCCGUGCCCAAGAGCAAUCCAUCGCACGAGGAAGGGUCGCCUGUCGUUCUUGUUCCGCAACCUUUUCAACAACGUUUCACAACCCUGGAUGGUGCUCUAGGAGAGCCCACCCAAGGAGGGGCAUCUGACGCUGCGGAGAGUGGAGCUUCGAAGAAACGCAAGCUCGAUCCAGAGUUUGAUGAGCCGUCUCAAACUACUAUCUCGAAUACCCCACAAGCAGAUGUCAGCCCUCCGGAUCCGGUCAAAACAGAGGCUGCUGCGGAGGAGGAGCAUGCAUUGCAACAAGUCGAUAUGAUCAUCGAAGACGCUUUGGUCGACAAUGGUGCUGCGGUCGAUGAACCGGACUCUAUCGAAGACUCCGUUGCUGCGAUAUUCGAGGACGAAGACCCCACGACAGGAUUGAGAGAGUGCAGGUUGUGCAAUAUGCGCCACGAGAUGGGCUUGAUGGAUGAGGAAAAACCGACGUUCUUACGAAGCACUCUCGAUCAGCUCGUGGACCAUUGCAUCAGAGAGCACGAGCAGGUGUGGAAAACGCUCCGCAACGGCGCAGAGCCAGCGUAGGCAAUUUCCCUCGACCGUUGGCCCGUCUGCGUCAAUUGCUAUGUAGUCGUGAAACACCAUUCAUCACCUUCACGGAAUCCCGGAAAUAAUAUUACCGCUACGUUCGUCUAAUGUAGAUGUACA
Messenger RNA from Punctularia strigosozonata HHB-11173 SS5, 1604 nucleotides. RefSeq lists its product as uncharacterized. Bases 162 to 1481 code for a protein of 439 amino acids. The record is from RefSeq and is a predicted model, not a curated record. The transcript is spliced from 5 exons. NCBI's taxonomy places the organism in Eukaryota, Fungi, Basidiomycota, Agaricomycetes, Corticiales, Punctulariaceae.